Molecule: messenger RNA, 1200 nt
Organism: Brettanomyces nanus
Lineage: Eukaryota; Fungi; Ascomycota; Pichiomycetes; Pichiales; Pichiaceae
Exons: 2
Coding region: 1-1200 (399 amino acids)
Biological process (GO): carbohydrate transport; transmembrane transport
Cellular component (GO): membrane
Molecular function (GO): carbohydrate:proton symporter activity
Source: RefSeq, a predicted model, not a curated record
AUGGUUAGUACUGGAAUGUUCAUCGGUGGCAGAAUUAUUAUUGGAAUAGGAGGUUGUCUUUCUCAAACUGCUGCAUCUCCUUUGGUUGCUGAGUGUUCGUAUCCUCCUCACAGGCCUAUCUUAACUGGUCUUUUGCUUGUCUCUUGGAAUUUUGGCUCUUUCGUUGCAGCGUUAGUGACUUGGGGUCCAUAUAAUGGUAGCCUUAGAACUAAUGACUGGGCAUGGAGACUACCAUCUUUAAUUCAGAUGUUUUUCCCUACCUGCCAGGUGGUACUAGCAUUCUUUGGUCCUGAAUCUCCCCGUUGGUUGGUUGAUAAGGGGAGAGAAGACGAAGCACUAACAACUCUAGCCAAAUAUCAUGCUGAUGGUGAUAUUCACUCUCCAUUGGUAGAAUUUGAAAUGGCCCAAAUUAAAGCUGCUAUCGAUAUUGACAAGUUGAAUAAAACAUCCUCUUGGAUGAACUGGUUUUCCUCAAAGCAGAUGUUUCACAGAUUCUUCAUUUGUUGUGCUGUUCCAGCAAUGUGGCAGUUAUCUGGUAAUGCAUUGGUCUCUUAUUACUUGACUUUGAUUUUGGAUUCUAUCGGACUCACAAGUUCCGUUGAACAGCUAAAAAUCAAUUUGGGUCUUACAGUUUGGACAUUGUUUUGCGGUGUUGUUUACGCCACAUUUGUGGAUGAAGUACCACGAAGACAUGUUAUGUUCACAGGUUUCUCUCUUUCAUGCUUGACAUUUACCAUAUGGACUGUGCUUUCAGCUCUUAACGAGGAAAGAGAUUACAAGGAUAAGGGUUUGGCUGCUGGAGUUGUUACUAUGAUCUAUCUUUUCAACACCUUCAAUACAAUUAACGUUCCUAUAGGAGUGACUUAUGUUAUGGAGGUGGCACCUUAUGCCAUGAGAGCAAAAGCAUCAACCAUUUAUCAGUUUAGCGGAAAUAUUACUGGUUUGUUCAACAACUAUGUGAAUCCUAUCGGUCUUGAGAAUAUCUCGUGGAGAUAUUACAUUGUUUGGCCAGUCUGGAUUCUAGUCCAUAUAGUUGUUGUCUACUUCUUUUUCCCUGAAACCUACAAAAUGUCCUUGGAGGAGGUUGAUAAAGUGUUUGUUAGCAAAGAGGAAUGGCAAGAAAAGACAAAUAAGGAGAACCAAAUCAUGCAAGAGGUUGAAACUGCCAAGAAAGAUGUGAGUGCUGAACAUGUGGAGUAG